Neopsephotus bourkii (Bourke's parrot) is the source of this 544-nucleotide messenger RNA. Its product is annotated as small integral membrane protein 26-like. The transcript has 2 exons. The coding region runs from base 30 to 353 and encodes 107 amino acids. The record is from RefSeq and is a predicted model, not a curated record. NCBI's taxonomy places the organism in Eukaryota, Metazoa, Chordata, Aves, Psittaciformes, Psittacidae.
GGGCCCGACCAGUGAGGGAGGGUGUUGCUAUGGCCGGGAGUAAGUUGCGGCUGGCGGUGUGGAACGCGCGCGCGGCGCUGCUGUACUCCCUGGGCGGCUGGACCAUGCUGGGAGGCAUCCUGCACUACACCAAGAACCGCGACGCCGGCCAGAGCGGGGACGCCUCCGAGAAUAAAAGUGAUCCUCAGGCAAAACCAGCACUCAGGCAGGAAAUAUACACAAGAGAAACAGCUUUAGGAUUUACAGUGACAACAGUAGUAACACACAGGGAAGUUGAACCUCCCAUUACUCAACUGCUCAGGCGUGUGAAGUCAUACUUUUAUCCUGACGACAGCCCUCCUCCCGAAAACUGAGCAGUCUGCAAGCUCAGGACUUUGUGCUGGUACCUCUGAGAGUCACCCUGGCACCAGCCCGUCAGUGGAAGACUCUUCUGCAUGGCUGAUACGACAGCUCCAUCUGGGACACAGCUCGACAGGACUUGUAGGCUUUGCUCGGAUCAUCACAGGCCUUUGCACGUGUACCGAAGUUGCUAACCGUGAACUGU